AGGUAAGAGUGACCAAAAUUCCGGAUGAUAACGGAAAUCUAAUCGCUUGUGCCACCCACGAUUUUUCUCCAGAAACAGAUCGCACUAUCGGUCUGGAAACAUCACGCCCUACAAAUCUUGUACAAGAUCCGGCAAGCUGCUGCACAGUUCGGCAAGCUCGCACUGAGUUUUUCCUGCGGUGCGAACGCGAAUAAAAGUGUCCGAAGGUAAGAAGUUCCCGAAAAGCCCUAUGCAAAAAGGUCUAACCCCACAUUUGACAACACAGGAGGAACGUGUCAGCCAUCAUCCGGUUAGAGGAUCGGGGUCGGCGAGAUUGACCGCACACGACGGCGUAGUCAGCGAGUCCGGACCGAGCCACACACACCGCGAAUUCACAGAGGAAAACGGGUGUCCGGGCAGCGACCUGAAUAAGGAUAGGACGAUCUGCACCCACUGGCGAACUGGCAACCCACAUCGUUUCGAAGCGCUGAUUCCUUGGCCUGCACGUAUCCGUAGGAACGCUCCGGCUCUUGGUCACUCAACGGAAUCGAUCGGAUCACCCUGUUAUCCGUGCGCGGUGCCAAACGCAUCGCUUCAACUGAACCGUCUCGAGAAAAGGCCUUUCAUAGAAAGUAAGUCUAAUUGCUGCAACAAAACGAUCUGGGGUUAACACGGGCGGAUUUCCGCAGGGCCUUUUCUUUUGUCUUUUGGACUUUCGCAGACAGUACUCCGACGG
This is a messenger RNA of Aedes albopictus (Asian tiger mosquito), 715 nucleotides long. RefSeq lists its product as uncharacterized. The coding region runs from base 230 to 649 and encodes 139 amino acids. The transcript has 2 exons. NCBI's taxonomy places the organism in Eukaryota, Metazoa, Arthropoda, Insecta, Diptera, Culicidae. The record is from RefSeq and is a predicted model, not a curated record.